Molecule: messenger RNA, 1014 nt
Organism: Prosopis cineraria
Lineage: Eukaryota; Viridiplantae; Streptophyta; Magnoliopsida; Fabales; Fabaceae
Product: cytosolic sulfotransferase 5-like
Exons: 1
Biological process (GO): sulfation
Cellular component (GO): cytoplasm
Molecular function (GO): sulfotransferase activity
Source: RefSeq, a predicted model, not a curated record
UUUCAAGGCUUUUGGCACAACAAAAGGGUCAUACAAGGAGUCCUCAACUUGCAGAAACACUUUCAGGCCCAUGACUCCGACGUCAUCCUCGUCACUGUGCCAAAAUCUGGCACCACCUUGCUCAAAGCCCUCACUUACUCUAUCCUUCAUCGCAAGACCCAUUAUCCGAACCCGAAUCUAAACCCGACCCACUCUCUUCUCACUACCAACCCUCAUGAUCUUGUGCCCUUCUUGGUGCUCCGUCUCUACAUCGAGAACAACCUGGAUCGGAGCUCGUUCUCGUCGCUGAGGCUUUUUGCAGCCCAUCUGCCAUACUUCCCAUUGCCGGAGUCCGUAAAGCCAUCGAGAUGUAAGAUAGUGUACUUGUGUAGAAACCCUAAGGACGUACUUGUCUCGUACUGGCACUUUACAAGUUCGUUCAUCAAAACAGAAAGCCAAGCAGCGAGCAACGUGGUUGAUGAGGAUUUUUUUGAGAAGUUUUGCCAGGGAAAGAACCCUUUCGGGCCGUUUUGGGAUCACAUAUUGGGUUACUACAAGGAGAGUUUGAAGAGACCAGAGAAGGUAAUGUUUUUGAGGUUUGAGGAUCUAAAGGGUGAGCCGGUUAGGGUUUUGAAGGAGCUAGCUGAGUUUAUAGGGUACGGUUUUUCUAAAGAAGAAGAAAAUGAUGAUGUUGUGGGUGACAUAUUGAGGCUAUGUAGUUUUGAAAAUUUGAGCAAUUUGGAUGUGAAUAAAAGUGGAAAAGUGUCCUUCGGGGUGGAAAGUAAGAGUUUUUUCAGACGUGGAGAAAUUGGAGAUUCCAAGAAUUUUCUCACACCUGACAUGAUCAAACGACUUGAUGAUAUUACUGAAGAGAAGUUGGGAAUACAUGGCUUGAAGUUUUAAAUCCAUGAAUUAGAUUCUUUAGAACAUCUGGUAUACAAAGAACAACAGGUUUGAGUAACAAUUUCUGUGUGUUUUAUUAUUACAUUGAAUUUAAAUAUUAAAUAUUUUUAAAUCAAAUUAGAAAUUAAUUAA